Dioscorea cayenensis subsp. rotundata (Guinea yam) is the source of this 1750-nucleotide messenger RNA. RefSeq names its product glutathione gamma-glutamylcysteinyltransferase 1-like. The transcript has 8 exons. Bases 53 to 1558 code for a protein of 501 amino acids. The record is from RefSeq and is a predicted model, not a curated record. Lineage: Eukaryota; Viridiplantae; Streptophyta; Magnoliopsida; Dioscoreales; Dioscoreaceae. Gene Ontology annotation, molecular function: metal ion binding; glutathione gamma-glutamylcysteinyltransferase activity. Gene Ontology annotation, biological process: cellular detoxification of cadmium ion; detoxification of copper ion; phytochelatin biosynthetic process.
CUUUACUUGAUUCAAUUCUUAUCGAGAUCGAGAUCGAGAUCGAGAGAGAGAGAUGGCGGUGGCGGGCCUCUACCGGCGAAUCCUCCCGUCGCCACCGGCGAUUGAGUUCGCAUCCUCCGAGGGAAAGCAACUCUUUGCUGAGGCCCUGCAAAGUGGAACUAUGGAAGGGUUUUUUAGAUUAAUUUCAUACUUUCAGACACAAUCAGAGCCUGCAUAUUGUGGAUUGGCUAGUCUUUCUGUUGUCCUGAAUGCUCUUGCUAUUGAUCCAGGGAGGAAGUGGAAAGGUCCUUGGAGAUGGUUUGAUGAGUCCAUGUUGGACUGCUGUGAGCCAUUGGAGAGAGUCAAAGCUGAAGGCAUUACAUUUGGGAAAGUUGCAUGCUUGGCUCAUUGUGCAGGUGCUAAAGUUGAGGCUUUUCACACAACUCAAAGCAACAUUGAUGACUUCCGUAGUCACAUUAAGAAAUGUGCAACCUCUGAGGAUUGUCAUCUGAUUGCAUCAUACCAUCGGAAGCCUUUCAAACAGACAGGAACUGGCCAUUUUUCACCAAUUGGUGGUUAUCAUGCUGGAAGAGACAUGGCACUUAUUUUGGAUGUUGCUCGCUUCAAAUAUCCUCCCCACUGGGUUCCAGUUUCACUUCUUUGGGAAGCCAUGGAUACUGUUGAUGGAGCAACCGGACAACCCAGAGGAUUCAUGCUUAUUUCAAGGCUCCAAGCACCACCCUUGCUGUACACACUGAGCUGUAAACAUGAAAGCUGGGCCAGCACAGCCAAGUUUUUGACCGUAGAUGUUCCUAUCUUACUGAAAUCAGAUGAUCUGAAGACUGUUCCUGAAGUUCUUUCUGUGAUAUUUCAAUCUCUACCUGCACAUGCUGGAGAUUUCAUCAAGUGGAUCGCAGAAGUUAGAAGGCAAGAUGAAGAUGGAUCAAGUUUAAGCAAUGAGGAGAAAGCAAGAAUUGCUGCUAAGGAAGAGGUCCUUAAACAAGUUCAUGAGACAAAACUAUUCAAUUAUGUGACAGACUGGUUAUCUUCAGCAAGGUUACAGUUUGAAAACUUGCCAACUUUCGUCGAUAAAGAUUCAUUAACCGAGAUUGCAGCCAAUGUCUGUUGCCAAGGUGCUGAGAUAUUAACCGGGUGUCACAGAGCAAAAGCUGGGUUUUACUGUAAGAAAACAUGUGUGACAUGCUUGAAAUCAAACGGAGAUAAUACGACGGCUAUUAUCUCAGGUACAGUCAUAUCAGGUCACAACGAGCAAGGUGUCGAUGUUCUGCUUCCUUCAUCUCCAAAAAAAAAAACUGGUCAAUGCACUUCAUGUCCAGCUAAUGUUAUUGUAACACAUCCAGCAAGCAAUGAUAUUCUGACUGUUCUAUUGUUAGCCUUACCACCUCAAACUUGGACUGGACUGAAGGAUCAGAAACUUUCAUCUGAAAUCCAAGCUAUUGUCUCAGAUGAGAAUCUUCUGGUUGUUCUUCGAGAAGAGGUUGUUCUUUUGAGGCGACAACUUCAUUUCUUGAAGGGAUGUAAAGAUAAUGAGGUUGAGAAUGUUUGUCAAAUGCCUUGAAUUCCUCUUUAUAUUGAUUGAAUAAAGAACUCAAAAGAACACAACAGAUGAGUAUGAUGAAUACAAAACAAAAGUUGAGUUUAAAGUUAAAAAGAGUUUCAAACUACUUGUAUUAUAUUUGUAUAACCCUUAGACAGGGAGUGUGAACAAUCUGAAAUAUUUAAAAGAAUAUGCUAAUUUUAUUACUUAUUA